AUACCACUACGUAUUAGUUCUUAGUUCAGUCAGUCGAUGAAUGGAGGAUAUAAAAUACUCUUGUGCUAACUGUGACCACAAUUUUUUAAAAUUUGUGUCGACUCCAUCAUCUCGUUAGUUUUUGUGGUGUGUAAUUAAGGCAUGACGACUUUAUACAUUUAAAUUUAUAGUUGUGAAGUUUGACUUGACAAUGGUUGGCGUCGGUGAAAUGUUUUUGCGAAGGUUUCUAUCAACCUUCUUCGGAUAUCUGCUUCUUAUACACAUAGCGGAAUACAUUCCAACGGCGUCUGCAGAAGGCCAUUGCGUCUGGUAUGGCGUAUGUAAAAACGCGACUGAAAAAACACUAAAUUGCUACUACGAUGGUCCUGCGAAGCCCCUCGAUGAAACAGCACGGCCGAUCAUUGACAAGUAUUGCCCAGAUCUCGCAGCCGGGGGCCUUACUUGCUGCGACAGAGAGCAAUUGCAGAACUUAAACGAUAACAUAAUAAAAGCAGAGAAUAUUCUGUCAAGAUGUCCGUCUUGCUUGGACAACUUCUACAAGCACAUUUGUGCGAUGACCUGCUCGCCGACUCAAAGCGACUUUUUGAUGCCCAAACUAGAACAAUUCAAUUCUACACACAAAAGGGUAGUGGAGCUCAGUUAUCAUCUAAGCGCGACGUACAUGAACAACACGUACAGUUCAUGUGCGAAUGUCCAAAUGCCAUCUACAAACCAGCUCGCCAUAGACCUUAUGUGCGGCGACUACGGUUCCAGUUUCUGUACUCCACAGCACUGGUUCGAUUACAUGGGCGACAAGGAUACGCCCGCCGUGCCGUUCCAGAUUAAUUACAUCAGCGGAGAUGAACCGGUCGAUGGGUUCACGCCUUACAAUCCACCAACCAAGCCUUGUAACGUCGGCUUGCCUGGCCAGCCGGGCUGCUCGUGCCUGGACUGCCUGGAGUCGUGCCCCGCGCCGCCGCCCGCGCCGCCCGCGCCGCGCCCCUUCAGCAUCCACGGCGCCGACGGGUACGCCGUCAUCAUGGCCAUCGUCUUCCUCAUCUUCACCACGCUGUUCCUCAGCGGCGUCUACUGCUGCAACCAGCAGGAGAACGUUGUCGACUGGGCGGGCGGCGCGCGGCGUGGCGGGCCCGAGACCAGUCCGCUCCACAGCCAUCGCUCCAGCGUUGCUUCAGAAAACAAUCAGGAAAUGGCUACCAAUCCCACGUCAGUUGGUUGGUCUGCAGAUCAGCCGGAUGGUGCUGACGACGCCACUUUCUUUGAGAAACUAGGCGCAGAGACUGAGACUAAAUUGGAGGAUUUCUUCCAGUGGUGGGGUUGUUUGAUGGCGUCGAAACCAUGGAUUGUCCUAUUCCUGGGUCUUUGUGUAAUUGUCGCACUCGGCCACGGUAUAAGGUACAUGCAAGUGACUACCAAUCCGGUGGAACUGUGGGCAGCUCCGAACUCCCGUUCCCGUCUCGAGAAGAAGUACUUCGACUCUCACUUCGAGCCUUUCUACAGGACUGAGAUGUUGAUCAUCAGCUCGAAGGGCCUGCCCGAUAUAGAGUAUAAGUCGCCGAACGGUAACGUCAUGUCGUUCGGUCCAGUAUUUAACUCCACUUUCCUUUUGAAAGUCCUCGAUUUGCAAAAUAGGAUUAUGGCACUGGGCAACACGAGCCGCAUCGAGGACAUUUGCUUCGCGCCGAUGUCAUCCCCCUUCAGCGGGCCCGUGACGGCCGACAACUGCGCCGUGCAGUCCGUGUGGGGGUGGUGGGAGAACGACCCGGACCAGGUCACCGACUACCUCGACGACAACCAGUACCUCGAGAAGAUUCUCUCCUGCUCCAAGAACCCGUACAGCUGCCUGUCGGUGUGGGGCGGGCCCGUGCUGCCGGGCGUGGCGCUGGGCGGCUUCCUGUCGCCGGCCGAGCCGCUCUCCAAGACUUCGCGCUUCCACCGCGCCACCGCGCUCAUCCUCACCUUCCUCGUCAACAACCACCACGACAAGGAGAAGCUGAAACCGGCUCUCGAAUGGGAGGAAGAGUAUAUCAAAUUCAUGAAAAAUUACACUGAAAACGAAAUGCCCUCGUAUAUGGACAUCGCUUACAGUUCAGAGAGAUCAAUCGAGGACGAGUUAGACCGAGAGUCGAAAUCAGACGUAUCCACCAUACUCGUGUCCUACUUCAUUAUGUUCGCGUACAUCACGAUAUCUCUGGGGAGAUUCACCACGUGCUCCAGGCUGCUGAUCGACAGCAAGAUUACGCUUGGUCUCGGAGGUGUGCUGAUCGUGCUGGCGUCCGUGGUGUGUUCCAUGGGCAUCUUUGGGUUCUGCGGCGUGGCGGCGACGCUCAUCAUCGUCGAGGUCAUCCCGUUCCUGGUGCUGGCGGUGGGAGUGGACAACAUCUUCAUCCUCGUGCAGACCAGCCAGCGAGAGCCGCGCCGACCGGACGAGACCGUGGCGCAGCACAUCGGCAGGACGCUGGGGCAGGUGGGCCCGUCGAUGUUCCUGACGUCGGUGUCGGAGUCGGUGUGCUUCUUCCUGGGCGCGCUGAGCGACAUGCCGGCCGUGCGCGCCUUCGCGCUGUACGCCGGCGCCGCGCUGCUCGUGGACUUCCUGCUGCAGGUCACGUGCUUCGUGGCGCUGCUGGCGCUGGACACGCGGCGCCAGAACGACAACAGGUUCGACGUGCUGUGCUGCGCGGCGGGCACCAAGGCGGACGGCGCGGCGGCGGGCGAGGGCGCGCUGUUCAACCUGUUCCGCUACGUGUACGUGCCCUUCCUCAUGAAGCGCGAGGUGCGCGCCUCCGUCAUGAUCAUCUUCUUCGCCUGGCUCUGCUCGUCCGUCGCGGUGGCUCCACACAUAGACAUAGGUCUCGACCAGGAGCUCUCCAUGCCGCACGACAGCUUCCAACUGAAGUACUUCAAACAUUUGAACCAAUACUUAAAUAUUGGCCCGCCGGUGUACUUCGUUGUGAUGGAUGGAUUAGAUUAUUCAGACCGAGACGUCCAGAAUAUGGUCUGCGGAACCAGAUACUGUAGAACUGACAGUAUUGCAAUGCAACUGUAUUCUGCGUACCGUACACCGAACCUAACGUACAUCGCUCAGCCACCGAACUCGUGGCUGGACGACUUCUUCGACUGGGCCGCAUCGUCAGCCUGCUGCAAGUACUUCCCCUCAAACAGCAGCUUCUGUCCUAACGAUUACUCAACGUCUCCACCGUGCCUCAAGUGCGCCAUCCCGCUGGAGGGCCCGGAGCAGCGGCCCAGCUCCACCGACUUCCAGCACUACGUGCCCUUCUUCCUGCAAGACAACCCCGGGUUCUCCUGCGCCAAGGGCGGCCACGCCGCUUACUCGCACGCCGUCAACUAUGUCAACAACCGCACGCACACCCGCAUCGGCGCCACGUACUAUCAGGGCUACCACACGGUGCUGAAGACGAGCGCGGACUACUACUCGGCGCUGCGCGCGGCGCGCUCGGUGGCCGCCAACCUCAGCGAGACGCUCAACCGGAACCUGCGCGAGGCCGGCAAGAACUCCACCGUCAACGUCUUCCCCUACUCCGUCUUCUACGUCUUCUACGAGCAGUACCUCACCAUGUGGCCCGACACGCUCAAGUCGAUGGGCAUCUCCGUGCUCUCCAUCUUCAUCGUCACCUUCAUUCUGAUGGGCUUCGACCUCUUCUCCGCUCUGGUCGUCGUCAUUACGAUCACGAUGAUCGUCGUCAACCUCGGCGGUCUCAUGUACUGGUGGGGUAUCAGUCUCAACGCCGUGUCGCUGGUUAAUUUGGUGAUGGCGGUGGGCAUCGCGGUGGAGUUCUGCUCGCACCUGGUGCACUCGUUCAGCGUGUCGGGCGGCGGCGGGCGCGUGGCGCGCGCGUCGCACGCGCUGGCCACCAUGGGCUCGUCCGUGCUGUCCGGCAUCACGCUCACCAAGUUCGGCGGCAUCAUCGUGCUCGGCACCGCCAACAGCCAGAUUUUCCAGGUGUUCUACUUCCGCAUGUACUUGGGCAUCGUGUUGUUCGGCGCGGCUCACGGUCUGAUAUUCCUGCCCGUCAUGCUCAGUUAUAUCGGGUCGCCGGUCAACAAGCAGAAGCUGGCGCGGCAGUUGCUGCGCGGCAAGGAGGCGGUCGCGGAGACGUCGCUCACGCGAGUAAGCGCGCCAACACACCGACACUAUAACUUUGACACGCUACUCGCGUGAACGCUUGCACGCACGAGACUGGACCUUCACGUCCGGGGACUUUGACUAGACUUUGAAUCAGCAAACUUAAAAAAUAUAUCGAUACAAUCGUUAUAUUGUAAUUAUUUUUAUCAUCGUCAGUUUUGAGCAGCUGUCGAUUAUUGUACUAUUGAUUUUAUUGUAUGUUUAAAAAAAAAAGAGAAUCAAGUCAAAUGCCCUGUCGAUUUAAAAAAUCCAUUCGAUUCAGAGUCGUAAUCGGCUGAACCGUUUCCGAUUGUCCAUUCAUUUCGCGUCUCGCUCACUUGUUCGAUAUUCAAUCUAAAUCAUAAUAAUGUUGUGGAUUUACGAUUGAUCAUUGACAUGACGGUUAGGAGGUAGCUUGCACGUUUAUCUUUGUACUGCAGAAGUGAUGAGUAAGUUAUAAGAAAUGCGAUUUUAACAUAAGCUUUGCUACAAUCGGUACGUAAUGAUGUUAAAAUUUUGUUUCCUCAAUUUGAAUGGGACAAUAGUGACGUGCAAAGUUCAAUCUCGUUUCGAUCACUAACUUAUCGAUAUUUUUUAUUUGUAAACAAAACUGGUUGAGUGUCACAGCAACAUUGCAAAAUUAUUUAAACAGCUGUCGAACUUAGUCACUUGUGUUUUUGCGACAUUUAGCAACUUUCGGUUGUAUUUUGAAGUAAUAUUUAAUGAUGGAAAGUUGAAUUUGUCGCAUUGACUUGUACACGGGAAUUUGGUACUCCCUUUCUUGAUAAUAAUAUUAUUAGCAUUUAUAUGUAAAGGAGAUUUGCAAUCGACUAGAUAAUGUCGUUGAUUUUUAUUGAAAUUAUAUAAAUAGAUGAUAUACAAUGUGAGAUUUUUUAUUAGAAGAUUCGUGUCGCAUUGCAAUGUUCCUUAAAGGGUUCGGUUCUAACCACUGGUUGGUUAAAGGGACCUGUAGAAUAUUAAUUUUCCUUCAAAUUUGCAUGUUUCGUAUUUCAUGUUUAGAUGUAUAUUGACAUUAGUCAUUCCUAAUAUUUCGAAUUUAAUUAUUUUGAUAAUGUUAUUUAUCGAUACAUCUGCGUGUACGUCUCUACAAUCGCAUUUGAACGUAGUAGCGUCGUGUCCUUGUCCUCGAGUUCGCGAUGUGUACUUAAAUCGAUACACCUAAAGGGAUGCGCGGAUUAAUUCGAAUAUUCAUAGUAAAUAUUAUUAUAUUUGUACGUGGAUAAAUCGCGUUUCUUCAUAAUAUAGUGCACAAGGCUUUAAUUUCGUUGAUAAUUACGCAAAUAUAAUUUUCAUGAUUAUUAUUUUCUGCGCUUCGACGCUUUAUUUUCUUUUAUAUUUACAUUCUGUGCUUCAUGUUUUUAUUUAAAUUGUAAGUUAUUUGGAAGUAUUAAAUUAUGAAGUAUCCGAAAUCAUAUAAAAUUAUUUUUAAUUUAUAUUAUCAAUAAGUUCCUUAUAUUUAAAAAUUUUAGAUAACAACCAGAACAAAAAACUUAUUUAAUUAGUGAUCAGUAAUAGCAAAAGAUGUUGAAAAAUAUUAAAACAUUUUACAUCCAGUGACGUACUAUAAUGUAUAGUAGGUAUAAUUUAAUGUAACACGCUGUAGGUGAAAAUAAAGAUAAUAAAUAUUUUUAGAAGAUUGUACUUGAAAUAAUUUUUAUAUCGGUUUGUUUUUAUCGGCCUUGGAGUUAGUCAUUUGUUAUAAUCUCAAAGGCUAAUUAAUAGAGACAAUAAAUUUUUAAAUUGGAAAUUGUCAAUAGUUACGUCAAAAUGUUUGAUUCUUCAGAUAUAUAGAGUGACGUGUUAGUUGACGAGAGAUGCGAUUUUGGUUAACUACCUUUAUAUAAUGCUAAUUCUGUUACUAUAUAAUCUUUUAAUUUAUAUGGCAGCACUAAAACAUAAGCUGUCAUUUUUGAACCAUUGUUAUUGCAAAAUGUCGUGUAAUGUAUGCUUAGUAUUUUUUUUAAAUUAUAUUCUAUUUUGAUAUCGACCUUUUUAAAGUUGGUAAGUUAUAAAUUCGAAUUAUUAAAUUUAUAUAUUUAAAAUUGGAACAAUUGUUUAUAUGCGAGUUAGACUUUUUGCAAUAACAGUGACGAGAAAAAGGGAGAAGAUUGUGUAUUACGGAAUAGUAUUAUUUGCAUUGAAUAGUUGUUCGUCAAUAAUUUUCAAGGUAAGUGAAAGUCUCGUCGCUGGUUGUAAAAGUCCUCUCCGUGAAAACGAUUUAAUUUAAAUGAUUAUUGUGUUUAUUUACUUAACUAACAAUGGGAAAUGCUAGGUAUUAACUUAUUUCUUAAAAAAAUGGUGUCGGUUUUAUUCUUUUUUCUUCAUAAACGAAAUAUAAAGAGGCGCGUAUUUUUACAGGUACGCCUUUAAAGACCAAGGAAAUUAAGAAAAUAUAAUUAUUUAUAUUGUUUGUAAUGUAGCUCUUUUGGUGAUUUUACGAUUUCUUUUAGUUUAGUCAAUGUGAUGUUAUUUCCAGAGAUUUUCUUAGUAUUGCCCUCUAUGUUCCUAUAUGAUUGUAUAGACGAUUUGUAUUGAUAUCAAAUGAAAUAUUUUAUCGAAUUGUCGUAAUGAAUAUGCAAAUAUAACAAUAAUUGUAAAAAGAUUCGAAUGUUUUUUAAAAACUGAAUCUCCUACUUAAAGUUAGUACUUAAAUAGAGGGAAACGCUUUCAUUGUCCAAAGGUUAUGGUUUAAUUUAAUGUUAUAACCGAUAACUUAAUGUAUUAGAAAUAAAUUACGUUUUUUUUU
Messenger RNA from Vanessa tameamea, 6887 nucleotides. It is a transcript of the gene Npc1a, whose product is annotated as NPC intracellular cholesterol transporter 1. Lineage: Eukaryota; Metazoa; Arthropoda; Insecta; Lepidoptera; Nymphalidae. Gene Ontology annotation, cellular component: plasma membrane. The transcript is spliced from 23 exons. Bases 191 to 4177 code for a protein of 1328 amino acids. Gene Ontology annotation, molecular function: cholesterol binding; lipid carrier activity. Gene Ontology annotation, biological process: cholesterol homeostasis; intestinal cholesterol absorption. The record is from RefSeq and is a predicted model, not a curated record.